ACGUGAAGUGGUUGAGUGAACCAGCCAAAAAAACCCUUCACCAGCACCACCUCCGAUCUCCGUGCUCCGGCCAUGCGGCGGCUACCCCUGGGACUCCUGCGUUCCGCCGCAGCGUCCGCCUCCACCUCCCUCCGCGGCCUCGCUGCGGUCUCCUGCGGCGGCUGGCCCGCCCCUCCCGCGCCGCAUCCAACCGCCGCGCCGGCCGGCCUCGACCUCGUCCGGUGGCCGCCGCAGCAGCGGAGGGGCUACUCCCAGUUCGCGAGCGGGUUCACCCCGUUGCAGCCGAAGCCUCUGGAAUCAAUCCUCGACGUCGAGCGCGCCAAGGGCCUCUCCCCCGAGCACCUAGUCGCCGCCUGGGAUGACUAUCAUUUGGGAAGAGGUCAUAUAGGUGCAUCUAUGAAAACAAAGCUUUACCACCUCUUGGAACAAAGAUCAGCUACAUGCCGGCACUUUGUUGUUCCUUUGUGGAAGGGAAGUGGAUACACCACUAUGUUCAUGCAAGUCCAGAUGCCAUACAUGAUCUUCACAGGACUUGAAGACUACAAAGCUAGAGGAACUCAAGCAAGCCCUUACUAUACAGUCACUCAUUAUACAGAGUUCGCAGACACCAAGGACACGGUGCUUAUUCGAGGAGACGUUGUUUUCACGAGUAAACUAACUGAUUCAGAGGCGAAGUGUCUUAUAGAUACUGCUCACUCUUUCUACCUGAAUGACGUGAGGUACAAACUUGUUGAGCGCUUCAACAAAGAGACACACGAGUUUGAGUUCAAAGAUGUCCUUCAAGUGCUUGACAUGCCAACCAUGUGAGCUCGUUUGUUGUAUCGUUUCCUUCUAGCCUUUUUAGAUCCAUGUCGGCACUUUUGUUGUAUUGACAUAUUGAUCUUUAAUAAUUUGGUGGAAGCAGAAGUUGUUCACUUUGAUGAA
Phragmites australis (common reed) is the source of this 924-nucleotide messenger RNA. RefSeq lists its product as uncharacterized. Gene Ontology annotation, cellular component: mitochondrion. The transcript has 4 exons. Lineage: Eukaryota; Viridiplantae; Streptophyta; Magnoliopsida; Poales; Poaceae. Gene Ontology annotation, biological process: mitochondrial proton-transporting ATP synthase complex assembly. The record is from RefSeq and is a predicted model, not a curated record. The coding region runs from base 73 to 807 and encodes 244 amino acids.